Messenger RNA from Chara braunii, 769 nucleotides. NCBI's taxonomy places the organism in Eukaryota, Viridiplantae, Streptophyta, Charophyceae, Charales, Characeae. The record is from the annotation of a GenBank genome assembly.
ACUUAGAUGGAGCCGUUGCCCUUUGCAGACGAAGAUUCGUGGGAGUUGCACCGUGCGCUGUACAAGUCGGUGGCGUUGGGGAUGUUCCGAUUCUUCGUGGACCACGAAGACCACUGCAUCGGGGAGCACUUUGUCGUCUAUUACGUCAUCACACGGCCCAAGUCAGCGCAGAAGGAGGGGACGGUGGCGCUGUACCCAUUCGCCCAGCUCCAAACGAUCGAUCCGGGAUUGCUGGAGCUCAUACAUCUUGAGCUCGUAUCCAUUGCGCAAGUGAUCGCCAGCGAGGAAGAGGAGAUCGAGCCACGAUUGCAGACGGCGGCUGCCCCGCGGAGAACGUACAACGCGGUCGUCAUCCCAGAUUACAUUGCGCAGCGCGAGGAGAGGUUGGAGGACUUCACGGAGGAAAAGCCGUUGCGACCUCCCUCGUCAUAUCCCAGACCGGUGCCGCCAAAGGCCCCCAAGAAGACGCCGAAAAGGAAGAGACGCCACCCGUCGCCAAGAGCGCAAGGCAGCAAAAUUGGUGGUGGCGAGGAGGUGGUUCAGCCCCCGCACAUGCGGAAUCUUGAUCCAGUGCCUGGGAGUGCGGCGACACUCGUUAAGGAGACUAUCGUGCCAUCGCCGCCCUUCCCGCGCGUGCCCGAUCUCUAUCCUGAUGGAGCGGGGCCAUCAGCAGCCACCGCCUGAGGAGGAAGCCGAAUGAGAUUACCGGAUCCCGUAUCCAGACCCCCCGUCCUCGCGGGACCUCUCCGCUUCCGCCAGCCACCCCGGA